Messenger RNA from Caenorhabditis auriculariae, 759 nucleotides. The record is from the annotation of a GenBank genome assembly. Lineage: Eukaryota; Metazoa; Nematoda; Chromadorea; Rhabditida; Rhabditidae.
AUGGCCAGUCGUACAACGAAGGAUCAGCUUGAAUGUCGCCUUCGUGAAAUGGAACAGAAGGUAAAAGAACAGACUGCCGAAAUAAAUUCUCUUAAUGAUACUAUCCGAGAGCUCAAAGUGGACAACCGAGAGAAGGCUGACGUGAUCCACGAGUUCAAAGAAGUUUGCUCCGAGCUCCGCAAGUGCCUAGCGGACGCCCGUCAGAAGAGUUAUGCCGAAGCCGCCUCCACUCCGAAGCCGCACGAACCGAUGACGUCGCCGCUUGCUUAUGCCAUGCAAGCACAGAAGGCUCUUCGCUCGAGGGAAGAACACGAGAAAGACCUGACCGUUGUUGCGAUCGGUGUACCGGAGUCGACUGACGAGAACCUUCAAGAAGCCGUCCAGGAAAUCCUUGGCGCAAAAGGAAUUUCUUCUGACGUCGUUGAGAAGGUCUGGCGCCACGGAGAACGGAAGGACAACAAAAACCGGGUAGUGAAGAUAAAACUACGAAACGACUACAACCAUCGGCUCAUCAAGUAUACCAUCGGAUCUUCUUCCUUCUGCCGCUACGCGAGAAACGAUCUUUCGUACGAAGAACUAGCCGAGGACAGACGUCUGAGAAACUAUGCGCGUGAGCUAAAUCGCAAAGAAGGAAGUUAUACAUACGUCGUGCGUGACCUGACCAUCGUCAAGAAAAAGAAUCCUACCCCAUUUACCCCAUUUGAGGAGCAGGUUCAGGAGGAGAGCGGCUAUAAGACGGUUUCCAACUCCCCACAAUGA